Messenger RNA from Pygocentrus nattereri (red-bellied piranha), 4142 nucleotides. It is a transcript of the gene znf839, whose product is annotated as zinc finger protein 839. Lineage: Eukaryota; Metazoa; Chordata; Actinopteri; Characiformes; Serrasalmidae. The record is from RefSeq and is a predicted model, not a curated record. The transcript is spliced from 7 exons. The coding region runs from base 273 to 3362 and encodes 1029 amino acids.
GGUGUUUGUUGUUGUCCCUCCUCGCCGUCGUAGCAUGGAUGGGAAUCCGUGUCGCCCCGCGAACUGUUACUGUCCCGCCGCUGCAUGCGUUAGGUUUAGGGGUGCUGAGCAGGUUUGAGAUGUUUUUGGCCAAAUCUUCCACACGCUCUCGACGUUAGACGGCGGUGUGCUGUGGCUGAGCUCCCUCUCUCUCUCCGUCUGCAGCUCCGCUUUACAGACCGUUCAGGCGCGCUCUCCGCAGCCGAGCCAGCCACUUAGCUCCCAUACUCAAAAUGGCGGACAACGAAGAGGAGAGCAGUAACUCGGGCAGCGCUGCUGGAGCAGGAGCAGGAGCAGGAGCAGGGGGGGCCGGAGGUGAUGCCCUCGGUGGGACCCAGUCGCAGGCUCUUCUGACGACCAGGACUGGAGCGGCUGCUGUGGCUGAACACCGCGGCGGAGUUACGGUGUGCAGCGCGACCGUUAGCGGCGCGGGGGACGCUGAGCGAGGCCUGCCCCAGCAGGGACACGGCGGGUCGGGCGCUGAGACCACAGAGGUGGACGGCGGCGGCUGUCAGGAGGUCCUCGGCCACAUUUUGGGAACUGAGGUUUUGACGUCUUAUGUACAUACGUCCGACAGUGUGGAGGGAGCCGUGGCCGCGGAGUGCACCACCGUGAGCAGCGACUUUUUAAACGCCCUGGCUCCCGCCACCACCAUCAUUUACCUUCAGCCCGACGGCAGCUUCGUGGAGAGCUCGGGGCUGUCCGCCGAGGAGCAGCAGCAGCUCUUCGAGCAGCUGUCCAAGCAGCAGCUGGUCCAGCUCACGGGCAGCGAAGCGGCUCGCAUCUUCGAGCAGCCCCAGACCUCCAAACCUCCAGCUGCCGCCGUCGCCCCUUCCCCUGCUCCUUCUUCCACCGUGAAAACCGGGACUAUAGCAAACGUGGACGUGCAACAGGUCAUAGAGCACGUUAACAAGUCCCAAGUGAUCGCUCAAGCAGAGGCAGCCCGUGCUCACACGACAGCAGCGCCCAAAACAGUGCAGAGGACGGUCGCGGCUCAGCCCACCUCAUACAUAACGCUCGAACCGGGGAGCCUGAUUUCGGGGGGGCAGCUGACCGCAACUAUCCAGCCGCAGCCCUUCACCAUCGUCCAGAAUGCAGCCCAGCAGCUGCAGAGCGCCGCCAAGCAGGUCGCCCUACAGCAGUCGCAAAAUGGAGCCCACCCGCUCCAGCCAAAGCCUGCUGAACCCAUCCACAUCCAAGUACAAGCACCACCGAAACAGGAGAUUAAGCAACGACAGGCUGCUCCCAUCACAAUCUUGCAGCCACAAAGUUUGCCAGUAAGCCAGCCUGUGGUGAAAGUUUCCACUGUGGGAACGGUCAGCACUCCUCAAAUCAUCCACAUUACCCCUGUGCCCGGACAGCAGCAGUAUUUUUUACAGAAUCCAGGAGAGCCCCCCAUUCAACUUCUCCUUCAGAAGCCAGCUCCAGUGGUUAGCAGCAUUUCUGUUCCGAUUGUGCGUAAAGUCCAGGCUCCUGCUGCUGUUUCUAGCCCUGCUCCCGCCAAGAAUCCUGCAGCCAAGCCAACUGUGGUGGCCGCUCCUCCUACCUUGAUCUUGACUCCGACUCCUCCCACCAGUGUCUCGUCCCCAACCACUAAAGUAUUGACUCCGCCAACCAAGGUCACUACAGUGGUUACUAAAGUUUCGGCUCCUGCCAUCGAAAAGGAAAAACCCAGAGUCAAGAAUCGCCAGAAGAAGCCUCAGAAAAUCCAGACCCGCUCUGGCCGGGUAUCCCGGCCGCCCAAGUACAAGGUGAAGGACUAUAAGUUCAUCAAGAAUGAGGACUUGGCUGAAAGCCAUCAGUCUGAUUCAGAUGACUACUCUGAGAUUAGUGUGGAGGAUGAGGAUGAAAAGAAGAAGGCAGCAGAUGGUUUAACACGCCGCCAUAAAGCAUUCAAAUGUGAAACAUGUGAGAAAUCCUACAUAGGCGUGGCCGGUUUGAACAGACACUAUAGAUUAAAUCCCAGUCAUGAUAAAAGCCCUCCAACAGAAAAAGACUCCAAACCAUCAGAGGAAGCGACAGUAACGGAAGCUACCAAAACUAGUCCUGUGAAAGUGGCCACCACUCAAAAAGUGCAAGCAGACUCUACGAGACAGAUAGAAAGACGCAGACGCGGGAGGCCUAAGGGAUCUGGUGGAAGUAACCUUCCCAAAAGGCUUGGACGGAAACCAAAGCGAGGGCGGAGGGGCCGGCCGCCUAAAUACCUUACCACAGCAGCAGCUUUGGAACAGCAGGAACAAAGACGGAGAACUCGGCUGAAAGAGUUUAUACGGCAGUAUGAUGAUGAAGACCUGAUGGAGAUUGUUCUUCCACACCUCGCUAAGGUUAUGACAGUAUGGGAGUUUGUGCUGAUGAAGGUAGAAAAAGGCCAUCCAUCAAAUCAGCAAUUCCCCAGUGUGUAUCAUGAAUUUGAGCUGCUUCACAGCGAGGUGAAGAAGAUGGCACAAGAGCACUUUAGCAUUUCACCAGCUUCCCGACCAGCUCUCGAGGUUAACAACAUGGAAGUCUUAAAAUCAUUGGGUGUUACUGAUGUGCCUAGUGCACGGUCACUCCUGGACUCCACUCAGGAACAACAGGGUACAGUAACAGCAAAUCAGUCUAUGAAGAGUCUACGGAGUAUUGAGAAUACCAAAAUGUUACCCCCAGCAAAGAGGUUCAAAAUGGAAAAUUGUGGGGGAGAGAAAAAUGACUCGGCAAUUAAUCAGAAUGGGAUUCAGAAGGACGAGGCUAGUGAGGGUUCAGUGUUACUACGGGAGCCCCAAGUGGUUUUGACUCGUCUAGAGAACUUGAGCUCUGGAACUCUUGUUGAUGGUGAAACCCUGCCUGGCUCUGAUGAAGCACUUGAAAUAAGGACAGAAGAAGAACCUAUGGACACAGGAGUUGUUCCUCUUGAUUCAGAGACUACCAAGCAUCAAGAACACCCUGAUAAGGAGGCUUCUGAAGUUCUGAAGAGCAGAGGAACUAUGGAUGUCUCAGAUCAGAUGAAACAGUUAGGACAGGCCGUGAGCUCAAAUGCAGUACAUGAGAGUGCCCCUCAGGACACUAUUCCACAAGACGGAAGUAGUGACUCCCCAGAGGUGGGCAUUUUGGGUGAGGCAGGAACUGUGGGAGAACCUGCUGUGAUGCAACCUGCUCAGGCUGAAGAGGUUUUCAUUCAGACAGCAGAAGGCCUUGUCAGGCAGAGUGCUGAGGAGCUAGCCUCCAAAGGUAUUGUUAUUGUGAAUGGGCCAGACGGCACCACCAUGCAUAUUGAGGCACCAGAAGGGGUGCCGUUAGAAACUGUCCAUGCUCUACUCGGCAUUGAAACAGAAAGAAAGACUUGAGGAAGUUACAGCAGCUUCCCAUACCCAUCUGUAAUUGGUUGUCCACUCCAAGCAAACUAUGUCUGCAUUGUGGUGUUUUUUUUUCUGCAAGUAGCUUUUUAUUGUAAUUCUUUGUACAUUUGUAAAAACAAAGUAUUAUCAUUAUUAUAGGUUAGUGCAUUGUUUUGGUUCAGACUUUGGUUAAAAGUAUGUAACAUUUAGGAAUUUUGACACAGACUUUUUACCUUCGCAUUUCUUUAUUCUAGCUGCCAAACGCUUUUCUUCUCCCUCUCCUUGCAGCAGUGUUGCAGGGUUACACAUACCCAUUUUCUAUGGAUUUGGAGUUGUGUAUAGUUGAAGGGAGAAAAUACGUUCCACUACAGCAUGAAUGCUCGAAGCUGAGUUUAAAUGGAAAAAAUCCUUGAAGCAUUGAGUAACUGCUAUUGGUUCAUGGUUCCGUAUUAAACCUCGUUUGAGGAUGGUUUAUGGAGUUGGAUUAGAUGUUCUUUAUAAGCAUCUACUUUUUCUUAGGACAUAAAACAAGCAAAAUGUGAAACACCCAGAAAGCAAAUGGAUAAACAUGUCUUAAGUGUCUGAAAUCCCAGGUUACCUCUUUGUAAGUGUUUCAUUGUUUAUUACAUGUUAAAUAGUAGUUUGUCCAGUUCAAUGGUCAUUUAAAAAGCACUAUUUUAUUACUUUUUAUAUAAUCUUUGGGCAUACUGUGUUUUUUCAAACAUCUCAACAUUUGUAAUAUGAAGGGAAAACAUGAGCAGGUGACAUUAAAACAAUCUUUGCGAGUGA